This is a messenger RNA of Dibothriocephalus latus, 996 nucleotides long. The record is from the annotation of a GenBank genome assembly. NCBI's taxonomy places the organism in Eukaryota, Metazoa, Platyhelminthes, Cestoda, Diphyllobothriidea, Diphyllobothriidae.
AUGUCGUGUACCUUGGACAUAGUGAAGCAACAUACGUUGGUCGUUGCUGACACGGGAGACUUUGAAAGUAUCCGAAAGUACUGCCCAGUAGAUGCCACCACUAACCCCUCCCUAAUAUUGGCGGCCUCAAAAAUGCCGCAGUAUUCUUCAAUUCUGGAUGAAGCUGUAAAGCGUGCAAAGUCCGCUUCCAGUGAUCUUAAUGAGCAGAUCAGAAUUGCAGCAGAUUACACCUUCGUCAUGUUUGGUAAAGAAAUUCUGCAAAUAAUUCCUGGUCGCGUUUCCACAGAAGUUGAUGCCAGACUCUCAUUUGAUAAAGAUGCUCAAGUCAUGAAAGCCUUAGAUCUAAUUAAUUUAUACCAUCAAUAUGGUAUUCCGAAAGAACGGAUUCUUAUUAAAUUGAGCUCAACAUGGGAAGGCAUUCAAGCUGCGAAAGAAUUGGAGUCUUUGCAUGGCGUCCACUGCAAUCUGACUUUACUUUUUUCUUUUGCUCAACAUUUUAAUAACUGCUUGAAGGCUGUGGCUUGCGCAGAGGCCGGCGUUACACUCAUAUCUCCAUUCGUCGGUCGCAUCUAUGAUUGGCAUUUGGCGAAAAAAGGAGUGAGAAAAUUUGGACGUCUUGAUGACCCAGGGGUUAUUUCAGUUACAAAAAUAUAUAACUACUACAAAAAGUUUGGAUACAAGACUCAGGUGAUGGGCGCUUCUUUUCGAAAUGUUGAACAAAUUCUUGGCCUUACUGGAUGUGAUCUUCUUACUAUUUCUCCAAGUUUACUGGAAUCUCUUGCCUCUAUGAAUGAAAGUCCCCAAGUUUAUCUAUCGGAAGAUACAGCUGCCUCAAAAUGCCCUGACACAAAACCGAUUCAUUUGGAUGAGCCUACCUUCCGUUGGCAACUUAAUGAGGAUGAAAUGGCAAACGAUAAACUCUCAGAGGGCAUCCGUAAAUUCGCCGCCGAUUCGCGUCUUUUAGAAAAACUUUUGCGCGACCGCCUUAUUAUGUAA